Messenger RNA from Aaosphaeria arxii CBS 175.79, 1695 nucleotides. Its product is annotated as amino acid permease 2. Gene Ontology annotation, biological process: amino acid transport; transmembrane transport. NCBI's taxonomy places the organism in Eukaryota, Fungi, Ascomycota, Dothideomycetes, Pleosporales. Gene Ontology annotation, molecular function: transmembrane transporter activity. The record is from RefSeq and is a predicted model, not a curated record. The coding region runs from base 1 to 1695 and encodes 564 amino acids. Gene Ontology annotation, cellular component: membrane. The transcript has 9 exons.
AUGGCUAUACAUUCUGACUCGAAGAAAGCCUCCACCUCCCCUGGAUCUGCAAACGUUAAUUCCUUGCACCCAUUUCCAACAAAUACAUCUGCAAAGGGGAUAGAUGGUAGAAACGUUCCAGGCCACGCAGAUACAAUGGCAACAAUCGAAAAUGACGACGAUCGUCUCCUCGAGCGCAUCGGGUAUACCCCCGUUCUCCAACGGCAUUUCUCACGAUGGUCUACGGUCUCCUAUGCUAUCUCUAUUCUCGGUGUCCUCGGAUCUGUUCCAGCAACCUUCGGUAGCCCUAUGAGUUCUGGUGGACCUGCUACCGCUGUAUGGGCAUGGUUCUUUGGCAGUAUCAUGGCAUAUUGCAUAGCAAGUUCCGUCGCGGAACUCGUUUCGGCGUAUCCGACAGCUGGUGGUAUGUACUAUGUGACGAAACACGUAGUGCCCAAAGAUCACGUUGCCCCGUGGGCAUGGAUCAUCGGGUGGUGUAAUUUCCUCGGCCAGGCAGGAGGCGUUGCCAGCCUUGCAUAUACCAUCUCUCAGAUGAUUCUCGCAACAGCAGUCAUGCAUUCAUCUCUUGCAGAUGGAAAUCCUACAUUUACGCCAACAUCGGUCCAGACUGUCCUUCUCGCGAUCCUUGUACUAUGUCUAUUUGGUGCGAUUUGUUCGUUCCCUACGGAGUGGCUACACAAGAUUAUCUUCUGGUUCGCUCCUAUCAACAUCAUUGCAUCGAUAUGCAUCUGCAUAGCCCUACUUAUAUUAACGCCAGAGAAGCAGAGUGCCAAAUGGGUAUUCUCAGAAGUGGUAGACGGCUCGGGUUGGGGAAGCAAGGGAUUUUCUUUCCUGCUUGGGUUCUUAUCCGUUGCAUGGACGAUGACGGAUUACGAUGGUACCACGCACAUGUCAGAGGAGACCCACGAUGCUGCCAUUCGAGGACCCGUCGCCAUUCGUGCAGCCAUUCUCGUUUCUGGAAUAGUGGGCUGGAUGUUGACCGUCACUUUCUGCUUCUGCAUGUCAGACUACGAGGCGAUCAUGUCUAGCCCUACGGGGCUGCCGGCAGCCCAGAUCUUCUUCAACGCUGGAGGAAGGACGGGAGGGACCAUCAUGUGGUUCUUCGUCAUAUUGGUGCAGUUUUUCACCGGUUGCUCGGCCAUGCUGGCAAAUGCCAGAAUGGCAUGGGCGUUUUCGCGUGAUGCUGCUCUGCCAUUCUCGAGUUUCUGGACAAAGGUCAAUUCCAUCACCAACACACCGGUCAACGCCGUCUGGCUCGUUGUGGCCUUCUGCUGCUGCCUUGACCUCAUCGGCAUCGGUAGCACGCAGACGAUUGUGGCGAUUUUCAGCAUUACCGCGCCAGCACUCGAUAUCAGUUACAUUGCAGUUAUCAUAGCACACAGAUGGUACGAAGGCAAGGUGCAAUUCCACCCUGGCCCGUACACCUUGGGCCGCUGGAGCAAGCCAGUCAAUGCGGUUGCAGUCACAUGGGUCUGCUUCAUCAGCGUGGUCCUCUUCUUCCCUCCUAUCAAGCCGGUCACAGCGACGAACAUGAACUAUGCCAUCUGCGUGGCUGCUUUCAUUGGCUUGUUCAGUAUGAUCUGGUGGUACGCUGGCGCUAGAAAAACCUACACUGGCCCACGUACCAAUGAUACCAUCGACAUGCUACCUCCAGAAGACCCAGAAGCUAUCCUUAGCGACUACGACAUCCCUUAG